AAAAAAACAACGGACCAAACAAUUUCACAAUGGCGACUUUCAACACUCAAAACUUUUCUUCGUCCUUCAACUUCGAAGAUUUUUCAUCCCGAUUGAACGAGCCAGAAGCUAAACUUAUAAUUGUUGAUAUUGCUAAUGAAGUAUCUUCAAGUCAAGUAGGUAAACCUGAUAUAGAAGACGACCAAAAAAGAUGGCUGAUUGUUGGGAUAUGUCUACACAGUGUCAUAUCUCCUGCAUUAAGAAAGUAUAUACCACCUGUUGUAAGCCAGCUCUACAACAAAUUGAAGCAAACAAACAAGAUAGACACACAAUCAUUUGCGCAACACAUGAAGCGUUAUAAACCAACAAACAAAGAAUUGAACUACGAGGCGAUCAAUAACAACAGUGCCAUACCAAAAGUGAAAGGAAAAAAAGAUGAACAGAAAUACAACUAUGAUGUAACAAACGAUGUAGAUCUGACUAAACUGUUCAUGAUUACCAGCAUGGCACACUAUACCGGAUUCGACGACACAUGUGACUCCUCAGCUCUCCUUGGGAAUCAUUGUUAACAUAGAUACAUUCCCAGCUUUACCACGAAAAACGGCUGAAAAGUUAAGAACGGAUAUUCGAAAUCCGUGGGCACACUGCAACUUUUCUGAAUGGGACGUGAUCAAGUACCAAAACUCAUUCCAACUGAUGCAUCAGUUCAUUAGAAAUCUGUUACUUCCAGUUCAAGAUGAGACAGCAAUUCUUGCACAGCUGAUGAAAUGGCAAACAAAUGGACUGCAAUUUUUGCAAGGGACAACACUUGGACUUGAACUGGUGCAAGAACUUAAAAAUGAGACCAGGGCAUUAAGUAAAUACAUUCUUGAUGUUGUUUCAAAAAAUGAUACGAGUUUUCAAGUUGUUCACACAUCGAUACUGUCAAUAGAAAGUUCGUUAAAUAAAACACUUGAAAGAAUUAAUAACAUUGAAACUCAGAGUCUUCAGAUGAAAGUGGACAUACAGUCGUUAACAGAUGCGGUGACAGGUAUGCAAGAUUCACAAAAAGCAGAUUUUGAAAGUGUUGAAAAGAUGAAGGCUGAAUUGAGCAAUGUUCAAACAAUAAAACUCAUUCACAACUUGCUGAUUCAACUAUUAAAGUUUCCCAAUUAGAAAGUCGUGUAGACAGUCUUUCAUUGAACGUUUCUGGAAAUAUGAAUACAUUGCAUGACAUAAAUACAGAGGUAAAUGUUGUAAAGAAUGAACUAAAGGGGACACAAGAAGCUCUUAAAACUAGUACACUUAACUUUCAAAGUACAAAGUCAGACGUCGCUAAAAAUACUUUGGAUAUCGCUAAUAUAGCAAAAUACCUAUCAUAUGACAGACCCAAUGGAAAAGUAUUCUUUUAUCCUCCGGACAGGGUUUCUACAUUCGUUAGUCGCCUAGAUGAAUUGGAACAACUGCAAAAAGGGUUUAAAAGUCGAAGUAGUGAAACACAUACACAAGUUAUUUGCGGGUUAGGGGGAAUCGGUAAAACAACGUUGGCAGUAGAAUAUGCAUGGACAUUUCAAACAUUUUAUCCUGGAGGUGUGUUUUGGAUGUCAGCAGAAACAAAUGAAGCAUUGGAAGAUUCUGUACAACGUCUUGCUAUAGACACAAAUACUGUUGGAAAGAAUGCUAAAGAAACGCUAGGUUAAAACGCUUAAAUGGUUGUCCUGUGUUCAAGAGAGUUGGCUCUUGUUUAUCGACAACGUGGACAUGGAUGAAAUUCAGGGAAGUGUGAAAGAAAUACUUCUCUCACCUUGGAAAAGGGGUUCAAAGGGGCAUAUCAUUAUCACUUCUCGGAGAGAAGCACAGAACGCAGAAGAGACAUUCUAUGUGAGAUUGACGACUGCAUCUCUUUAGAUGUUUUAAAUAGGAACGAAAGUGUUGAAUUUAUGAUGAUACGUACAGGUCAGAGUGGUAAAAUAACGAUAGUUUAUUAGAAUUAGCAGAAGAGCUCGGUGGACUUCCACUCGCUUUGGAACAAGCAGCUGCUUACAUAAAAGCUAUACACUGUUCAUUUGAUGAGUAUCUGAAAAAAUUUAAACGGAAGAGAUUAGGUGUACUCAAAGCAGUAAGAUCACAAUAUGAUGUGUCAAAAGAACGUUUAGCGGUGCGAACAACUUGGCAAUUAAACUUUGAAUACAUUGAAAAACAAUCUCGGGAAGAUGGACUUGGAUUUUCAGCAAUAACUGUGAUGGAAAUUGUGGCCUUCCUAUAUGCUGACGAUAUCCCGAUGAUUCUUUUAAAUGUUGGCUCGCCAAACAUUCUUGACGAAGAUCUACUCGACAUUUUUGAAGAAGAAAUGGGAAUUAAACAAGUUGCUGAAAUACUAUCACGAUUCUCUUUGUUUAACAGAUACAGCACUAAUAGCAUGAGUGUGCAUCGUUUAGUUCAGGAGGUAAUCCGACAGAAUAUUAAAGGUGCAGAGAGAAAUGCUUUCAUCUUACAGUGUGCAUCACGAAUGGUCAAUAUGGCGUUAGAAAACACACAAUCGCCAACGGAUGCAUUACAAGAGGAAAAUAUAGGGAGAGCUUCCUUACAAAUGUGGAGUAAGUUAGCACUCAAUGCAAAUACUCUAAAAACUUAUCUGUUUGACUACACAAAAAGACAUGAAACAUCGAAACACAUCUGCUUUAACAUAGAAACAACAAGGAUUUUACAAACUAGUGCAAUAUAUCACAGUCUGUACCAAAGGCAGGACGAGGCCUUAGCAUGUCAAGCGCAAAUGCUGAGCAUUAUACCGGCUCUUUCAAUUUCAGAACGUGACUAUAAUUAUCUGACCAGAAUUAAGAUACCUCUUCUACAGAAUGAUAGGCUUAUUCUUCAAAGUAGCAUAACAAUGGUUAUACCAGCAGACUCGGUUGCAUCGUCAGAUCCUAGUCAAGACCAAACUAUCGCACUUUUGGAUACAGAAUCGUUGCACAAGAUGGGAAAUGAUGCAUUUAAGGAGGCAAGAUACCAAGUUGCAAUACAAUGUUAUUCUGAGGCGAUCACAGCAAGUAAUGAAAAGAUUGACAUAACAAAGUAUCUAACAAACAGAAGUCUGGCGUACUUAAGAAUAUGCGACUAUGAGAAUGCUUUACGCGAUGCAGAUAAGUGCAUACAAAUCGAUCCGAAAUCAUACAAAGCCUAUUGUUGGAAAGCGUAUGCAAUAGGAAAUCUCAUACGUCUUGAAGUUUUACCUAAAUCCUGGGAGUCUGCCGGAUUAGCUGCAGCAGCUGUUGCUGGACACCUAAACAAACAAUGCUUACUGGAAUACAGGAUGAAAAUUGAAUAUCCGGUGGUAAGAUACAAAAUAAUUGAAAAUGAAUCUGAACUUGGCAUGGAAAUAUCGUCCAUGAUGAACAGGACGUAUACAACAUUACUUUUGCGUAGAGGCAGAUACAAAAUUGCGCUUGAUAAAGGGGAGAUCACUACCAAAAGCGUUCAGAUCAUUGGCAUUGAGGAUGAAGUUCAAAUUCAUAGCACAUUUGGCGUUGCUUUGGUAAAUCCGAAACAGUUUUUGCCCCAGUUUCAGAUUGAACAAAAGAUAAAUGUUUAUUUUGAAAAUGUCUCUUUUCCAAAUGAAACUGGUCAGAUAACAAUCCGCACUGGUGUUAAUGCAAUAUUCUACAAAUGCAAAUUCUCAAACGCGAAAAAGGGAUGCGAAAAAUUUCCAUUUUGCGAUGGUUAUUCCGGUUGUGUCAAUCCAUGUACUGACGAAUGCAGCUCUUUAUUUUUGAAACAAAGGAAUGUGUCAGCUCCGCAUCCCAGUGGCGUUGUUGGUUGUCCAGGCAUUUGUGCAAGUGAAAAUGGAAAUGUAUUGAUUGACAACUGUCUUCUUGAUAGGUGUGGUGGUGGUGGAACUUUAAGUGCAGAAGGGGCUGUGUUAAAGAUCAAGAACAGUGUUGUUUGUAAUAUGAGACAGAUGGGUAUUGAAGCAAGAGAUGGUGGCACUACCAUUGUUGAAAAUUGUACAAUUUGUGACAAUCAGUUUCACGGGGUGGCUAUAGGACCAAUGGGAAAAGGACAUAUAAAAAAUUGUAUCAUACAGAAUAACAAAAAUGAAGGUAUCUGGUGUGGUGGCAACUUGACAAAUGUAGGUGAAUCACGUUUAGCAUUCACAACAGAUUCAGGAGGUGGGUCUACAUGCAAGAUAUUGGAUAAUUUGAUCUAUCAAAAUGGUAUGUCAGGAAUUUCAUUAGAUGGUGGAUCGUAUGAUGUGUCCGGAAAUAGAAUUUUUGACAACUGGCUUUGGGGAAUGAUGGUAAAAUCUCGAUCAACAACAAAUAUUUGCAACAACGAUAUAUUUGAGAAUAAAUGCGGUGGUAUAAGGAUUGGAGUAAAUUAUUCAGGUGUAGUCGUAUUAGAUGGAAAUUCCAUCCGGGAUCAUACUGGCCCUGCUAUUCACACAGAAACGGAUCCAGAUGUGAGUCUUUUCGGAAGAUCAUUGCCCGCAAGUCCGAUGAUGAAAGAUAUUGGUAUGUUGGAUGAUGAGAGCAAUAUAUUUUCAAUACCACCUAUUAUUACUACAAGGAAUGUUUUUGAGAAAAAUAACAGAGGGCAGCAACAUCCAAGUAAGAUGUCAGUCCUUCUAGAAACUUGUUGUUUCUGUCAUGCUUUUUCCAAAACAUUGAAAAAAUGUGCGAAGUGUAAAAAGGCAAGUUAUUGUUCAAAGGAAUGUCAAACACAUCACUGGAAACGACACAAGUCCAUAUGCAAACUAAUUGUUGAAAACUUUACAGUAGAUAUUAAGAUGGUAAAUACAGUGAAAUGGAACGAUUUUCUCAGUCCUGGAAAGUCUGUAGUGCGGGGGACUAAUGCUCCGUUACCAGGUUUAGGAAAGGGUCAACCUCCAGACAAAUUAAGUGAAAGGAAAUUUAUCAUUAAAGUACAGUCGGGAACAGAAUACACGCCAUAUAAUCCAAACAAAGAUUUAAGGCUGUAUGACCAAACACAGACACUAGACGUAUUUUUCAAAAGCCCUACAAUUUGUCACUUGGUUUUUGAAUGUGGAGUUCUUGCUGCAACAAAAUUCACUACUAAGAAAAUGUUCUGCUGGGCUUCUUAUAAAUGUAGAGGCAGCGUUCUUCGUAUCUAUACAGACAACUUGCCUCCUUUUCAAACGUGGUAAAGUUGUGUUACUGUUUUGCUACUUUCAAGCAAAGAUUCGAAAAAAUCUAGGAGAAAACAGUUGUUUGUCAAAUUCCUAAGAACCUAUAUAAAACUGAGUCGUCAUGUAGUCUACCAUGGUAACAUAUAAUAUGAUGCAGACACAGUGUAGUUUAACAUGAACUUGGUCGGCAAGAAUCAUUCUCGUAGACAUUAACUACAAGUCAGGAAAAUAAAAAAAAAAUACUAUUAAUAGGAUUACUACACACUUUAUUAUUUGAAAGAUUUCUAAAUGAAUAAUUUAUAGAUUUUCUGGUAUAUACACAUACUUAUACUUAAUAAUAAUAAAGGGAAAGAAGGGAUUAAUCUCAUUGGAUUUAACGGCAUUUAAAUCAGAGUUCAUGUGUGAUUUUUACGAAUGCGUCAAAGAAUUUAUACAUAUAUGCAUGGAUUUAUUGUAAUAUAAAUCCGUGAUAUAUGGACGGUGGAAAAUUGAGAUGAAAAGAAAAGGUGACCAAAAGAAUAAAGAACGUUCGCCUAUCCAAAUGAUCUCCUUCUUAACCAUCGUCAGUGUUAACUUCUUAGGUAAUUUCCUACGAUUGUAUCCUUUUUAAGAAGCGCUAGAGGCAGUACAUCGUCGGAUAGCAAUUAAUAUUUAUCAUAUCACAUGUCAUGUUACAUGUUAAUCGGCCGAAGGUAUCCGACGAUGGAGGCAGUAUCAUUAUUCUUUGUUAUAACUAUGGAAAUCUUGGUCUAUAAGUGUUGUUUUUACGUUGCUGUUUAAAUGAUAUUGUUUUGAUAUCAGAAUCCAGUACCUUUUUCCAAUUAAACAUUUUUCUGGUGAAAAAAUUAUGUCAAAUCAAAAAUCACUCACUAUGAUAUGUAAUAAAUAUUUUUUUUAAUUUCUAUGUACAGCGGACGCAGUGUUGUUUAUUUGUGAUUUUAGAUAAGUAUAUUUGUUUUAACGUCGUACUUUACUAUUGGUUAUGUUUAUUUUGAAAGUAAGUCAGUAAAUAUGCUAACUAUGAUUUUUUUCUUGUAUUUUGUUACAAAGACAAUUUGAUGAUUUUGUAAAAAAAAAUGUAUUAACAAUUAGAGUUAUGCACAUUUGUAAUAUCAAUUUUCAUUUGACACUUAUGACAUUUAUUUAUAGUUUCUGUAUACACAGAUGCUGCAAAAUUCAUGAAUCAAUUAUAUCUUAAUUGAAGAAAACAGUUGUAUCAUAAAUUUGUUAUUUUUCUCAAGUUAUAUAACUGUUUGUUAUAUAAGCUUUCAUAGAGACACUGAUUUAAAUUAUAAUAGUUAAUAUUGGGUCAUAUAGCAUGUUAUAAACCUCACAUAUUGUAUAUGGAUGCAGCUGUUUCCAAUCAGUGUUCAAUGAAGAUUUUUUUCUUUCAUCCUUUUCUUAUUAUUUUAUUAGAUUUUUCUUAGAUGUAUCGAUCAAUUGUCAUUUCCGUAUUAAGAAAUUGAAGAUAAUGAAAGAAAGUUGAAAAAAGAAGUAUUGAAUUGAAGGUGUUAACAAAAUAAUCAUAUGAUUUGUAUCUUAUUUGUGGGAAUAAAAUUUGAACAAAAA
Messenger RNA from Ruditapes philippinarum (Manila clam), 6670 nucleotides. RefSeq lists its product as uncharacterized. Gene Ontology annotation, biological process: ubiquitin-dependent protein catabolic process; protein ubiquitination; regulation of apoptotic process. NCBI's taxonomy places the organism in Eukaryota, Metazoa, Mollusca, Bivalvia, Venerida, Veneridae. Bases 2201 to 5119 code for a protein of 972 amino acids. The transcript is spliced from 4 exons. The record is from RefSeq and is a predicted model, not a curated record. Gene Ontology annotation, molecular function: protein binding.